AUGGCCGAUUACAAGGCCACGGUUGCCUCUGGCGCCGAUCCCAAUGGCCAGCAAUUACGGCAACGUAAUGUGCCAGGCUCCGCAGCACCUGGAGCUCCUGUUCAGUACCAACAGGACGAGCAGAAGAUCCAUAGCAAGAAGAAGGACUCCUCUUUCCUCCAGAUUCUCGACGAAUGGGAAUUCCUCAUCGCGCCUAUAAUCUUCACAGCUCUUGCCUGUUUCACACGUCUUUACAAGAUCGGUGCGAGUAACAUCGUCACCUGGGAUGAGGCUCACUUUGGUAAAUUUGGUUCGCACUAUAUUAAGAGAGAACUCUUCUUCGACGUUCACCCUCCUCUCGGCAAGAUUCUUGUCGGUGUUUCUGGUGUUCUAGCUGGCUACAAUGGAUCUUUCGAGUUCAAGUCUGGCGAGACGUAUCCUGAAGAUGUCGACUACACGUUCAUGCGCGCCUUCAAUGCCUUCUGGGGUAUUCUCUGCGUCCCGUUGGCUUACUACACUGCUCGCGAACUGAACCUCAAGCGCCCCGCCGUCUGGUUUGUCACUCUCAUGGUCCUCUGCGAGAACUCGUACACGACCAUCAGCCGAUUCAUCCUACUCGAUUCUAUGCUCCUCUUCGGUACCUUCGCUACUGUCCUCUGCUGGGCCAAGUUCCACGGAUUGCAGAAAUACCCCUUCGAUCCCGAAUGGUUCUUUUGGCUCUUCAUGACUGGUCUCAGCUUGGGUUUCGUCUGCAGUAUUAAGCUUGUCGGUCUCUUCGUCACCGCGCUGGUCGGAAUCUACACAAUCGAGGAUCUUUGGAACAAGUUCGGCAACACCAAGAUGCCCGUUCCUGAGCUUGCUGCCCAUGUUGCAGCCCGAGUCACGGGUCUGAUUGUUAUUCCGUUCCUGGUUUACCUCCUUUCCUUCGCCCUGCACUUCGCAAUUCUGACACGGAGCGGUCCCGGUGAUGCUCAGAUGAGCUCUCUUUUCCAGGCCAACCUCGAGGGAAGUGAAAUCGGCCGCAACUCCCCCCUUGAGGUUGCUAUUGGAUCCAAGGUGACGCUGAAGAACAUGGGUUACGGUGGUGGUCUUCUGCAUAGUCACGUCCAGACCUACCCUGACGGUUCCAACCAGCAGCAAGUCACUUGUUACCACCACAAAGAUGCCAACAACGAGUGGUGGUUCUACCCUACACGCACCCAACCCGAGUUCAACCCUGAGGCAGAGCCUAGAUUCGUUGGUGACGGCGACGUCGUCCGUUUUAUCCACACUCAGACCGGCCGCAACUUGCACUCCCACGACAUCCCUGCCCCCAUUUCCAAGAGCCAGAAGGAGGUCUCCUGUUACGGUAACUUGACUGUUGGCGAUGACAAGGACAACUGGCAGAUUGAGGUCGUCAAGGAUGUUGCUUCCCGCGACAAGAGCCGAGUUCGCACAUUGACCACUGCCUUCCGCCUGAAGCACCCCGUAAUGGGCUGUUACCUCCGCGCCGGAAAUGUCAACCUACCUCAGUGGGGUUUCAAGCAGAUCGAGGUCACUUGUGACAAGAGCAACAACCCCAAGGAUGCCUUCACUCACUGGAACAUUGAAAUGCACCAAAACGAGAAGUUGCCCCCUGCUGACCCUGGCAAGUAUAAGUCGCCAUUCUUCCACGACUUUAUCCACCUUAAUGUCGCCAUGAUGACCUCGAACAACGCUUUGGUCCCUGACCCUGACAAGCAAGAUGAUCUUGCUUCUCAGUGGUGGCAAUGGCCAAUUCUCAACGUCGGUCUUCGCAUGUGCGGUUGGGACGACAAGAUCGUCAAGUAUUUCCUCCUCGGCAACCCCUUCGUAUACUGGGCCUCGACCGCGUCCAUUGGACUUGUCGGUCUCAUUACUGUCUGGUAUAUUCUCCGAUGGCAGCGUGGCUUCAGAGACCUCACCCAGGACGAUAUUGACCAGAUCCACUAUGCUGCUCUGUAUCCUAUUCUUGGUUGGGUCCUCCACUACCUGCCCUUUAUCGUCAUGGCUCGUGUCACGUACGUGCACCAUUACUACCCGGCCCUAUACUUUGCCAUUCUUACUCUGGGCUUCUUGGUCGACUGGGUCACUCGCAACAAGAACAAGACAAUCCAGUAUGUGGUCUAUGGCGUCUUGUACAGCGUCAUCAUUGGCCUUUACAUCUACUUCCUGCCGAUCUGCUUCGGCAUGACGGGACCGAACAAGAACUACAGCUACAUGAAGUGGUUCGACACAUGGCGUAUUUCUGACUAA
Truncatella angustata is the source of this 2232-nucleotide messenger RNA. RefSeq names its product family 39 glycosyltransferase. The record is from RefSeq and is a predicted model, not a curated record. Gene Ontology annotation, cellular component: membrane; endoplasmic reticulum. Bases 1 to 2232 code for a protein of 743 amino acids. The transcript is spliced from 6 exons. Gene Ontology annotation, molecular function: dolichyl-phosphate-mannose-protein mannosyltransferase activity. NCBI's taxonomy places the organism in Eukaryota, Fungi, Ascomycota, Sordariomycetes, Amphisphaeriales, Sporocadaceae. Gene Ontology annotation, biological process: protein O-linked glycosylation via mannose.